AUGUCUCGCAUCCAGAUCCCGCUCGACGUCCUGUCGACGCGCCUCAACCUCAGCGACCGCCUGCAAGGCUUCCGCUCCGGUCCCCUUUCGGGCCGCUUCGCGAACCUGCGCUCCGUCUCCGAGUUCUUCGACUUCAAGCGCUUCUCCAAGCCGGCCAACUUUGGCGAGGUGCAGUCCCGCGUCAACUACAACCUGAGCCACUUCUCGACCAACUAUGCCGUCGUCUUCGCCAUGCUGAGCCUCUACGCCCUGCUCACCAACUGGCUCCUCCUCUUCGACAUCGUGCUCGUCAUCGCCGGCAUGUUCCUCAUCGGCCGGCUCGAAGGCCGCGACCUCGAGUUCGGCACCUUCCGCGCCACCUCGUCGCAGCUCUACACGGGCCUGCUCAUCGUCGCCAUCCCCCUGGGCCUCAUCGCUUCGCCCUUUUCGACGUUGCUGUGGCUCAUCGGCGCUUCCGGCGUGGCCAUCAUCGGCCACGCCUCCUUCAUGGACAAGCCCAUCGAUGAGGCUUUUUCCGGGGAGGCGGAACUCUACACGGACGACGACGACGACGACGACGAGACCGACACGCAGGACGGCGGGCUGUCCCUGCUGCGACGCAGCAUGCGCAUCAGCAGCGAUUCCCUUCAGUUCACGGGCGUGGAUUUGGGGGGGCAGAAUGGAGGGGCCGCUCCCUGGGGCGGUUACGGAGAAUCGGACGACGACGAGGGGGAGGUGAUCGACUCGGCCUCGAUCAGCGAGUAUGAAUACGACGUCGGCGGCGUCUACGGAGACGACGCCGACACGCCGGCCGUUCACGACAUGGAGGAAGCCCUGGUCCGGUCGGCGCUGCAACGCAUCGGCCGCGCCCGAGCCAAGGGCAGGGACGAGGUCAAGCUCAACAAGGAGGAGCUGGCCGCGCUCGACCGACGACGACAGCGCAUCCAGGAGGAGGAGGAGAGGCAGAGGCGGAACUCGGCCAUGGCCGGUGACGCCAGGAAAAAGGGGAGGAAGGAGCACCGCAUCGCCGUCCCCCUCUCGCAGGUGGCACCCAUUUCCCGCAAGGAGAGGUUGAGCACCGCAUCGAUACGCCCGAGGCGAGAAUCCUUUCCCGAGGGACCGGAGAUGCAAGCCUAUCCUCGGAUGGGCUAUUUCCCGCCUCCUUCGUCAUCCCGCACGCGGCCGCGGUCCGGAACCACGUCGUCGACGCCGCACAGUCGCCCUCACGAAGACCGUGCCUUCUCCCCGAACGGCCGCGACGAGGAGACGCACGCCUGGCCGAGCAAGCGGCACGUUUCCGAGUCCGGUCCUCGUCGCCACGCCUCUCGAGCCUCGAACCGCGAUGAUUAUUCUUCCUCGCGUUCUCAGGUCGACCCGUUUCAGUACCUCACCGGCGCUUCUCCGGCGUCCUAUCCCAACGUCGCUCCGGCGAGCUCGAGGCGAUAUGCUUCGGGUCCGGCCGUCAUGUCGUACGGCCGCCGUCGAGGGCUCGUCGCUUCGUCUCCAUCGUCUAGCCGACAGGGGUCCCAGCGCCGUAGCUGCGACGACCAGACCAGCGACAGCAGUCGGACAAGCGAGGGGACCGCCGCCGACGACCGCGGUAACGGAGUGCGCAUUCGGGAGCCGCCGGGGAGGGGAAGAGACGUGGGCAUCGUGGUCGAGGCUUCGCCGGAGCGCGGUUCGAAGACGCCGCCCAAGAAGAAGUCAUCGUCACCGGUCAAGCGAAAGCCGAUGCCGGGAGGGAGACGCAAGAAGAAGUGA
This is a messenger RNA of Drechmeria coniospora, 1740 nucleotides long. RefSeq lists its product as uncharacterized. The coding region runs from base 1 to 1740 and encodes 579 amino acids. The record is from RefSeq and is a predicted model, not a curated record. The transcript is spliced from 2 exons. Gene Ontology annotation, cellular component: Golgi apparatus. NCBI's taxonomy places the organism in Eukaryota, Fungi, Ascomycota, Sordariomycetes, Hypocreales, Ophiocordycipitaceae.